AUGAGUUCUAUUCAACAAACUGGUAGAUUUCUGCCAUUUACUAAUAACAGCAGCAAUAUACAGCGCAAGCAGUUGUCGACUCAAGGAGGUUUGCCACAAAGUUUGAGCGGAAGUGAUACCGAUGUAUCAACAUCAAAUGAAAAUUUAAGCAAUGAAGAAAGGUAUGUCAUAAGACAUACUGCAAGACAAGAGCCUCAGGGUCAAGAAAAUCAACAACAGCAAAGUCCAUCAAGAUCUUCCAGUCAUAAAGAAAAUAUACCAAAUAUUCAAGGUAACUUGAUAAACCGUAACAGUUUGAAGGAUAGUUUAAAUGGAUCAAACAGAAACAGUUUAAAGGAGAGUUUAAAUGGGUCAAAUAGAAAUAGUCUUAAAGACAGUAUCAAUGGAUCGAAUCGUAAUAGUUUGAAGGACAAUUUGAGUAAUCGAACAAGCGUGGGAUCUAACCGUAGUAGUCUUGAUAUAUCAACUAGUUCAUAUAAUACACUCAUUAUUCAUAAUGCUAAUGAUGAAAACGGCUGGUCACCAUCUGGACGGUUGUCUAGUAUCGUUCGCGAGCAUGGUGGCGAUGUGGGUUAUUUGUAUAAUGAAGGAGGUGGUGGUGGUGGUGGUGGUGGUGGUGGUGGUGGUGGCGGUGGUGGUGGCAAAGGUCACUCAAAUAGUCCGACAAUGCAAUCCUUAACGAGUUUACCGCAUGACGAACGUUUUUAUGAGCAACCGAACAAUGGUGGAUGUCAAGAAAUUAAUGAUAUCCCUGAUGAUUAUCUUAAUCAGUCUCAGGUUUUGAAACAUCUUGCGAAAGAAGUUAAGCCGUAUUCAAAGCUCCAGAGUGGUGGAAAUAAUUUAGAAAUAAGAAUGCGCGAAGUUGAUAGAGCUAAACAAAUAAAUAAUGAGUUCAACGAUCGGUCUCAGUCGUCUUAUAUCUCGAUAUUAAUGCCUGCGAAAAGUAAACACAGAUUAUUAGGGCCUACGGAAAAAUUGACACUAUCAAGAUCACAGCCAGAUUUAUCGCGAAUUGAUAAAUUAGAUUUCGAUGGAUAUGAUUCUCCUGCAACAUCUCCGCGGCCACAAACGAAAGGUAGAGAGGAGGUUGAAAUAGCUACUGGAGAAAUUUGGCCUCCAUCUGAAAUGGUCCAAAUAAUAAUUCAAGAAAACAGUGCCUUAAAACUUGAGUUAGAGCGAUGUUACAGCAAGGUAGCAAAGUCUCAAAAAUUAGAGCAAGAAAUAUCAAAAGUUCACCGAGCACACGAAGAGUUGGCUGCUUCAUGCGAGCGACGUGAGAAACUUGAACGUGCAGCCCGUCUAAGGCUUCAAAACGACUGUCGUCGAUUAACUGAGUUAAAUCGUGCUUUGAGAGAUCAAAUUGAUUUACUCUCUUCACGAUCUGAUAAUCCACCUAUUGUUGAAUCUAUGCGGAAAGAGUUGACGCAGAGAGAAUUACUAAUUGGGCAACUUAUAACGCAGAAUAAAGAAUUAGCAGCGUCCAAAGACAGGCAGGAAAUAGAAUUAGCUGCACAGAGAGCAACACUGCAGGAGCAACGUACGCAUAUUGACAUUUUAGAUACGGCAUUAACAAAUGCCCAAGGAAACGUUGUACGUUUAGAAGAAGAGUGCCGUAAAAAACAAAUUUAUGUAGAGCGAGUCGGUCAAUUACAGCGUGCGUUGUCGUCAUUACAAGCGUCAAGUGACAGACGUGAAGAGACUGAGCGACACUUACGUGGUCAACUCGAACGCGAAUUACGUGAAGGUGGUAGUGGAUCUAAUGGCCACGAGCAGUCAUCAAACGGCGAGACAAUAACUGAAUUAAAGAGACGAUUACGCGAGCGAGAUGAAAAAAUAAUGUCGCUUGAAGGUGACGUCGCUAAAUGGGAGCAACGAUAUUUGGAGGAGAGCGCGUUACGUCAAGCAGCUAUUGAUGCAGCUAGUCUUCCCAAGGAUGCUAAAAUAGCAGCUUUGGAGAAGACAAGUCAAGACGCUGAAAAAAUGAUCGCUGAAGCAAGAUCUGAAAAAAUGCGUCAUAUGGACGAAGUUCAUGCCGCUCAGAAAAAAUUGGCUGAUCUCGAAUCUCGAAUGAAGGAUCUCGAGUCGAAGCUGGCUGAGCGAGAUGCAAUGAUACGUGUCCUUCAGAAACAUACAUACGACAAAGACAGUAGCAGCAGCAGUGGAAUGGGUAGUUAUCCAGCGGUACAUUCCUCUCAUUCAAGCACGUCUGCAGAUCACACAGGAUUAACAGGCACUCCUGAAUUAGGUAGGUAUUGUUCUAAUGUCACAAAAGCAAUCGAUGCAUCUGCAUUGUCUCAUCGUAGUUUCACGUAUGUCAUCAGUGAGCAGUGUGUUGGGUGGGACCAGUGGCUAUGGCAGUACUGGAACCGGGCACUUUGCUGUUUUCCAGGAUUCUCUAAUCCAGGCACUGCGUCGCGAAAAGGAAAAAUAUCCAAACCACUAUUGGCGGGCGUAGGUCACAGCACUGGUAGUUCCAGUACCGCUUCAAGUAAGAGCCGUCUGUUGGACGACUCUGGGGGUGAACCAACUGUUGCUGGUGUUGGUGUUGGUGUCGGUAGUGGUGUUGGUGGUGGGGGUGGUGCAGGUGAAGGAGUAAACGGAGGAGGAUUGAUUGAAUUCACAAGUUCAACAUCUGCGAGAUACAACAAGCAAGGUAAUGCCGUUGUUGCUGUGUCGUCACGUCUGUCCGACGGGAAACCCGAGGACAUGAUGUUGCUGGAGAAACAGGGUAGAAGUUCACAGAGACAACGUAUGCAAGAAGGCGAGCCCCGUCGAGCUGGCAGUUUACCACCAAGUUCAUUGCCACGUCCGCCACGUGCUCUCAAGUCCAGCGGGAAUUCCCGCUACUGUCGGCUGAGCGACACCGAGACCCGGAAAAAAUCAGACCCUGGUCCCAGUGUCAUUGACACCAUUAAGACAACCCGUGACUCGGGUAACUGCACCCUCGAGUACGGAAGAUUCGACAGCGGAAAAGGAAUGAGGCGUAAAAAAUCUGUCGCUGACGCUUUUGUGCCCAACACGCUGAAAAAACCUUCCAGUGGGGAGUACGAACGGCUGGGCGAGGUCGACAGAAAGAAGAUGAUACUUGGUGGUGGUGGGGACGUUAAACACCGUGAGACUCAAGGUCGUUCGUUGAUACCACCGCCUUCAAGACGCAUCGGUGAUUACGGAAGAUUGAGUGACGGAGAUGCCAAAGCUACGCUCAGAAAACAAACAGGUGGCUCAUCAGUUCGUGGUCUCAGCACUGGUAGCAUGGUCAGCAGCAAAAGCGGCGGACGUGACUCUGGAGGCACUGCCAGUAGUGAUGCAUCUACAUCUUCCUUACCGCCUACUAAAGCUCGGUCUAUACCAAGACCCAAUAAUUACCGCAUACAAUUUUAA
This is a messenger RNA of Cotesia congregata, 3381 nucleotides long. NCBI's taxonomy places the organism in Eukaryota, Metazoa, Arthropoda, Insecta, Hymenoptera, Braconidae. The record is from the annotation of a GenBank genome assembly.